Messenger RNA from Paramecium octaurelia, 1526 nucleotides. The record is from the annotation of a GenBank genome assembly. NCBI's taxonomy places the organism in Eukaryota, Ciliophora, Oligohymenophorea, Peniculida, Parameciidae.
AUGGGAGUUUGCACUUCUCAAAAUGAAGCUGAGAAAAUAGAGAAUUCAGAGCAAGAUUAUUAAAAACUUGAUUUUAAUAGGGUUUCAACUUAUUAGAAACUGGAAAAUAUUGCAAACAAUAUAGCCGCUUGUAAGUAAAACCUAAUAAUAAUUUAGAAUAGCAGAUUGACACGAUAUUUUCAUCUUUAAUUUAAAGAAUGAUUGCUUCUCGAUAAUCUCAUAUUUUAGAUAUGUUGGAGAAGAUGGAUAGUAAAAAAAAACAAUAGUUCAUGACAAAAUUAGAACGCAUAGAUUUUGAAUUCAUAGACUCUGUAAAGAAAAUUAAUAACGUUAUAUAGCUAUUUCAUCAUUGUUAUAAACAAGAUUACCCAGAUGUGUUUUCAUGCAAUGUUGUACAGAGUAUCAAUAGUCAAGAGUAGAAUCUUGAUUUGAUAAAGGUAUAGAAUGAUGAAUUACUUUUAAGAAACAUAAGGUGGGCAUAGUAUUUUUAUGCGGAGGUCGUAGUUCUCGAUUGUAUGAUAAACUGCUAAGUGAUAUAGGACUUCCUUCUAAGAAGUGUGUGGUUUAAAUAAUGAUGGAGAGACUGAAAAAGGUGAUUAUGAUAGGUAAUUUAAAAUGAUUUAAAUGGUUAAGCCUCUGACAAUCAGGAGAUUGUUGAUUAUCCUAUUGCGAUAGUGCUUUCGGAUUAAAAUAGUGAGAAAUUCUAAAUGUAUCUCAAAGGCAAAAGGGAUUUUGGAUUUUAGUCCAUCACUUUUAUAUUUGAGAAAUCUCUUCCUGUGAUUGAUAUGAAAGGAUAGGUAGUUUUUGAGUAAGAGAAUCAAGCAGUAAUGACACCUGAGGGGACGGGUACAAUAUUUUUAUAACUCAAUUCAUUCAUAAAGUAAAAGGGUUUUAGAUAAUUUCAGUAAAUUUCCAAACAUGGAGUAUAUUCAUUUUUUGGGUUUGGACAAUCUAGCUGGAUUGCCAUUAGACCCCUAAAUGUUGAAUCUCAUUUGUAAAUAGAAGGGUGAUGCAUUAUGUAAAGUGAUUGAAACUAAUUCAAUUUUGGAUGAUAGAAUAUUUUAUUUUGCCAAGUAAUUUCAGACUAUAAAAGAUUAAGCCAAGGGAAUACAAGAGAAUUCAUAAAACUUGGGUCAAAUGUGUUUGAAUGAUUUAUAUUUAUCUGUUUCUUUUCUCAAUACAUUGAAAUAGAAUCACGAGAAAGCACUGAAACUUAAUCAAAGAUAUCAUACAAUAAGAAGAGGAAAUAAUAUCUAAUUUGAAAAGCACAUUCAAGAUAUAAUUGAAGUGACUGACAUAACAAUCCUACAUUAAACAGACGAUUUUGCAUUACUCAUAGAUGAUGCAAGAAAGGCUGUAAUAUAGUUGUCUAAUGUACAUAAGAGGAACUUGAAAUUGGAAGGAACCUAAGAGAAAGAUUUGGUUGAAAUCACUCCUCAAAUGAGUUAUUGCAGAAGGGAAGAUCUGAAGAAGAUUGAAAAUGCCACAUAUCCAUUGAUCAUAUGAGGAGUGGAUGUGAGUGUUAG